Paramecium pentaurelia is the source of this 1270-nucleotide messenger RNA. NCBI's taxonomy places the organism in Eukaryota, Ciliophora, Oligohymenophorea, Peniculida, Parameciidae. The record is from the annotation of a GenBank genome assembly.
AUGUUGAAAAGAAUGUAAAGUAAAGAGGACAUCAUAAAGGAUUAAUACAUGAAGACUUUAACAUGUUUCUUAUAAGAUAGCACACUUUACGAUUGCUUAUCUAUCAAUAAUUAAGUCAGUGUAAUUGAUUAGUCAUUCUCUUUGUUUGAUGUUUUCAAUGUCUUUAUCGAGACGCAUAUUGAUGAAGUAUUGUUUUGGAAUCCAGAUGUAGCUUAUUAUGAUGGAGUGUUCACUCAAACUGAUUUGAUUAGAAUCAUUCUCAAAUGCUAUCAAAACAUUAUAAAUGGCAUUCCUAAUGGUAAUCUUUAAGCAUAUUUUAGUCAGUUUGGGGAAAUAGUAAAAAUUAAGUUUAGCCCAUAAUGGAAGAAGAAGAUGAAGAUAGAACAUCAACUCCUGUUAGCAAAACCUAAGCAAUUGGUUAGGAGUAAAUUAAUAAGUUGCUCAUUGAUUUAAAGACUAUUUCUGUAAGAGAUUGGUUUAAUUCAUAUGGAGAAAAUCUUCAUUAAAGCAGUCUCGUCUAGGCAGAUAUGGCUGAUAACCUAAAUGAUGCCAUGAAAAAAAUAUUAAAGUAGGGUGUAACUAGAAUUGUAGUUAUUGAUACUGAAUCUAGAGUUAUUGUGGGCAUCCUAUAGUAAAAGGAUAUUUUGGCUUUUCUUGUUAAAGGAUUUAGUUAAUAUUUCCAUUUAUAAUUAUCCUAAAAAUCACACAAGAUUGAAGUUCGAAAUGAAAAUUAAUAACAAUCUGAAUAACAUGAGUUAGAAAUUAAUUACUUUAGUGACAGGAUACUCCAGUUGAAUGAUAAACUUUCAUUCGAUACUAAUGUAUAUGAGUAAAUUGCUCUCCUAAUUCUAGAGUGUUUUAUAAAUUGAUUUAUGUUUUCAAAAGAAAUGCUAUUCCUAUUGUGGAUGCUAACAACUAGUAUUUGGGCUUGAUUGAUAGAAGAGAUUUUUAAUUCAUCCUCAAGUAUCAAGUCUACGACAUGGUAUAACUCAACAUUUAGAUUAGCUCAAUAGAUAAGCCAUUGAUUUAUUGAAUUUUAUUAGAAUUGAGAAAUCUAAAUAUGCUGGCUUUUGUAUUUGUAACAAAGAACUAUUUCACAUGAAAUAAACUGUAAAAGAAGUAUUACUUUAAUUUAUCAAAGGUAGUAGAAAACUUGCUUCUCUCAUCUAGAGGUAGUCUAGUAUGUCUGAAUGAAAACAAAGAACCUAUUUCCACACUUUAAAUGUCUGAUCUCUUCAAAAUAUGUUUAGAUGAUAUUGAAAUAGAAUGA